AUGGCGGAAUCCCAGAAACGUUCUCGUGUCUUUUUCGACAUUGAAAUCGGUGGCGUCAAGGCUGGCCGUGUUGCUUUCGAGCUGUUCGACGAUGUGGUCCCCAAAACCGCAGAUAACUUCCGUUCCCUUUGCACUGGCGAGAAGGGCAUCGGCCAGCAGGGCAAGCCAUUGACCUACAAGGGUUCCAUCUUUCACCGUGUGAUCAAGCAGUUCAUGAUCCAGGGUGGUGACUUCACUGCCUUCAACGGUACCGGUGGUGAAUCGAUCUACGGCGAAAAGUUCCCCGACGAGAACUUCGAUAUCAAGCAUGACCGUCCUUUCCUGCUCUCCAUGGCCAACUCUGGGCCCGGCACCAACGGCAGUCAAUUCUUCGUUACCACCCACGUUGUCUUCGGCGAGGUCAUCAACGGCAAAAGCAUUAUUCGCAAGAUCGAAAAUAUGCCCACUCAGUCCGACAAGCCCAAGGUCGACGUUACCGUGGUGAACUGCGGUCAGCUCUUCGGCGAGGAGUACGAGAAUGCCAACAAGCGCAUUCAGGACGCGACCGGUGACCCCUACGAGGACUUCCCAGAGGACCACCAGGGCGAGGAGCUGACUGCUCCUCUGGGCUUCAAGAUCGCUUCGGACCUCAAGGGAUUCGGCAAUGCUGCGUUCAAGAGCGGCAACCUCGAGCUCGGCCUGGAGAAGUACCAAAAGGGCUUGCGCUGGCUGAACGAGUUCCCCGAGCCCGGCGAAAAUGACUCCAAGGAGCUCGGUGAGCAGAUGACUGCUCUGCGCUUUACCCUACACUCCAACUCGUCGCUUCUCGCCAACAAGCUUGGUCAGUUCUCGAACGCUAAGACCUGGGCUGGGUAUGCUCUGAAGGUUGCGGAUACCACCGACAGCAAGGACAGUGACAAGGCCAAGGUUUAUUACCGCCGAGCUCUUGCCUAUGUCGGUCUGAAGGAGGAGGAUAAUGCGCUCAAGGAUCUCACGGAAGCUUCCAAGCUGGCGCCUACUGAUGUGGGUAUCACGAACGAGAUCGCCAAGGUCAAGAAGGCUGUCAAGGACCGCGAGGCAAAGGAUAAGAAGGCUGCCCAGAAGUUUUUCUCCUGA
This is a messenger RNA of Penicillium waksmanii, 1095 nucleotides long. Its product is annotated as Peptidyl-prolyl cis-trans isomerase D. The record is from RefSeq and is a predicted model, not a curated record. Lineage: Eukaryota; Fungi; Ascomycota; Eurotiomycetes; Eurotiales; Aspergillaceae. Gene Ontology annotation, molecular function: protein binding; peptidyl-prolyl cis-trans isomerase activity. Bases 1 to 1095 code for a protein of 364 amino acids. Gene Ontology annotation, cellular component: intracellular membrane-bounded organelle. The transcript has 6 exons. Gene Ontology annotation, biological process: protein folding; protein peptidyl-prolyl isomerization.